Messenger RNA from Fusarium odoratissimum NRRL 54006, 429 nucleotides. RefSeq lists its product as uncharacterized. Lineage: Eukaryota; Fungi; Ascomycota; Sordariomycetes; Hypocreales; Nectriaceae. The record is from RefSeq and is a predicted model, not a curated record. Bases 1 to 429 code for a protein of 142 amino acids. The transcript has a single exon.
AUGCCUAAAGUCGCAGCUCUCGCCCUCCUUGGGCUCCUCGCGCCCUUUCAACUCACCGACGGCGCAAUGAUCCCUCGCCAAACUACCGACUUUGGAGUCUGCACUAAUCCUACCAUCAUGUACGUCCAAGAUCAGGAUGGCAUGCUAGGUUAUGGUUAUAAACCCUCCAACACCAACGACUUUCCUCACGGCGCAACGGCCGAUAUAGCCACUAUCAUAGACUUCAUCCGCUCUACCCUCCAAAACGCGUGCCGAGCGCCCACCGCAGCCUGGUUCCUCUGCACAACCGCUGCUGCAGCGGCUAAUGGCAAAGAAGGUCAGGAUGCUGCCGAUGCAUUCAACAACGUCAUGAAUCGAUCGUCCCCCCAUCCGAGACCUCGCAAGCUGCAGCGCCUGCAGUUUCGUCGGCUGCCGUCCAGCCGAGUCUAA